Messenger RNA from Aspergillus melleus, 3123 nucleotides. RefSeq lists its product as uncharacterized. The transcript has 5 exons. Lineage: Eukaryota; Fungi; Ascomycota; Eurotiomycetes; Eurotiales; Aspergillaceae. Bases 1 to 3123 code for a protein of 1040 amino acids. The record is from RefSeq and is a predicted model, not a curated record. Gene Ontology annotation, molecular function: phosphopantetheine binding.
AUGGCCCAUCUAUCCCAAGAGCACGUCAAAUAUCUAUACGAAAAAUUUGGGGAAUUGAAAGUCCUCGACGACAUCAUCCGCCACCGGGCUGCCGAUGAUCCUCCCGCGCCAAUUCUGGCGUAUCCACGCCCCGGUACAGUAGCGGACUAUGAAUACUUCACGGGGCGUGAUCUAGAUCGGUUGAUUGAUGGGGCGGCUAGACGAUAUCUGUCCUUGGGAUUGAGCACGACUGACCACAAGGUUGUGGGCCUCCUCGCCCCGUCUAAUCUCGACUUCAUCGUCUCUUUCUUCGCACUUAGUCGUCUCGGACACACAGUUCUGGCCUUGUCGUUGCGAAUCGCGUCUGUUGCAGUCAUCAACCUCCUAAAACAGACGGACUGCGGCACAGUGGUGCAUGGUGAUACGGCGCAGAUCGUGUCGACUCUUGAGAGCGUCAAUGUCAACUAUCCUAUCAGGGCUUAUGGUAUUCCUUCGCGCAAUGAAUACGACCAGCCCCUGGGCACCGAGGAGCGGUUUACCCGGUCCAUCGACCGAGAGCAAGAGAAUACCGCGACGGCGUUGAUCAUGCACUCCUCUGGUUCGACUGGACUCCCUAAAGCUGUGAUGCUCACGCACCGUGCCCUUCUCACGCAUCCCACGCAAGGUUCGGGACUGCACAACUUUAACGCCCUGCCGUGGUACCAUCUAUACGGCGUCUCGACGUCGCUGCAGGCAAUGUGGAUGCGCAGGACGGCGCAUCUGUACAAUGCCGCCAUGCCGAUCACUUCAGAAUCGCUGAUUGAUAUCCUGGAGAUAGUAAAACCAGAGGCCGUGCAUACCGUGCCAUAUGUGUUGGGUCUGAUGGCGGAGAAGCCCCGGGGGGUUGAGCUGCUGCGGCGAUGUCAAGUCGUGACGGGGGCAGGAGCCCGUACUCCUGACGAACUGGGCGAUCGGCUGGUCCGAGAGGGAGUAAAUUUAGGAAUUGUAUUUGGAACGACGGAAGCCGGCCUCGCAGGCGAUACAAUGCGCCGAGCCAAAGGCGACGACUCUUGGAACUACAUCCGCAUCUACGCGAACAUCCGGAAAUACGUCCAUAUGAACCCUCUUGGCGACGGGUUGUAUGAAUGCGUGUAUCUCAAAGGUCAUUCGGCCCUGUCGACGUCAAACUCAGACGACCCGGCCCCUGGAUCCUGGCACUCCAAGGACGUUUUCGUGCCUCAUCCGACCAUUCCAGAGGCGUGGAAAUACGUCACUCGCAUCGAUGAUCGGAUCACCCUCAUAAAUGGAGAGAAAGUGCUUCCGCUUCCUAUCGAGGGUCGUAUCCGCGAGGACGAGCUUGUUCGCGAGGCGGUCGUCGUCGGCGUCGAUCGCGCGAUUCCCGGCCUCUUAGUCUUCCGAGCACCUGCCGGAGAUCAUCUCUCAGAAGGAAACUAUCUCGAUGCUAUUUGGCCGGCAAUUGCUGACGCGAACACCAGAGCUGAGGGCUUCUCGCAAAUCACCAGGGAAAUGGUGACUCUCAUGCCCUCGGACGUGUCGUAUCCACAGACCGACAAGAGAAGCAUCAUCCGCGCGCAAGUCUAUCGCCAAUUCGCGGAGCAGAUCGAAGAUAUGUAUGUGCGGCUCGAGGAGAACCACGAAGGACUACUUCAGCUGGACUUGCCUGGGUUGGUGGAACGGCUUCAGUCCAUCUUCCGGGAUAUCGUUGGGGUGCCAGUUGAGUCUAUAGAGACGGACUUCUUCACUGCUGGCGUAGACAGUCUCAAAGCGAUCCAGAUGCGCCGGAUCAUUCAGAAGACCAUCGAUCUGAAUGGGCAUACAUUGCCACAGAAUAUCGUGUACAACAAAGGAAACGUGAAGAGGCUUGCUGCAUAUCUGCAUGCCCUGGUCAAUAAUCAGAUGGAGGCUGUGGCAGACGACGAGGAGACCAGCAUGAUGGAGUUGAUUGAGCGAUACUCGCACUUCCAAGAACACAAGUAUUUGAAUGGGGUCCUUAACGGACACGGGCCUGAUGUUGAUCGGAAUGCCGUGAUCCUCACCGGCGCCACUGGCUCUAUCGGCGCGCAUCUCCUGCAUCAACUCCUAUCCAUGAACAACAUCGGCACAAUUUACUGCUUCUGCCGGGGCAAGAAUCCAAUCCUGCGUGUCCUCCGCUCCCUCGAAUCUCGAGGCCUCGCCCUACCACGUCACACGUCACCAACUCGCAUAAUCGCCUUAACCACCGACCUCGACCAGACGGACUUCGGCCUCGACGCAACCACCCUGAAAGAACUGCUCCAGUCCGUCUCGCUGAUCAUCCACAGCGCGUGGCCGGUCAACUUCAACAUCCCGUUGCAUAACUUCGAGCCGCACAUCGCGGGUCUACAUAACCUGCUGCAGUUCUCGCUCUCUGUGCACCGACCGGACCCGGCACAGGUCUUUUUCUGCUCGUCGAUCUCGGCCGCGUGGAACAUCCCGUCCACCUCACAGGCGAUUCCAGAGGCACCCAUUGAGCAGCUAGGCUUCGCGGCAGGGAUGGGCUACGCACAAUCGAAGCUCGUUGGGGAACAUAUCGUGCGAAACGCGGCGCGGCGCGGGGCUAGAAGUUAUGUGCUGCGCAUCGGGCAGAUCGUCGGGGAUACGGUACGGGGCGUUUGGAACGAGGGCGAAAGUAUCCCCUUGAUGAUCCGCUCUGCAAGGACGAUGAAAAUUUUGCCAGAUCUGAAGGAGACAUGCAGCUGGCUCCCCGUCGAUAUACUCGGAACGGCAAUCCUCGAAAUUGCACACACUUGCGCGCAAGGCCCGGUGCCGGCUGGACUGGACAAGGUAGACCCCCCUAUUUUUUAUAAUCUCGUGAACCCGCACGAAUUUGCGUGGCUGGACCUGCUGUCACGGCUGCGUACCGCGGGCCUAGAAUUCACGACCGUUCCGUUUGCGCAGUGGCUGGACGGGCUGCGAGAUAGCUCAGCGAGGGGCGAGGAGGAGCAGAAUCCGGCCGUCAAGCUGGUCGAGUAUUACGAGCAGACCUAUACGCAGGGAGGGAAAAGUAGAGGAGCGAAGUUUGAGGUUGACGUGGCGCGGAGGGAUAGCGAGAAGAUGAGAAAGACGAUUGACGUUGUGGGCAUGGGGUUGGUAGAGAAAUUCUUGGGGGUAUGGGAGAGGCAGUAG